This is a messenger RNA of Penicillium egyptiacum, 3357 nucleotides long. NCBI's taxonomy places the organism in Eukaryota, Fungi, Ascomycota, Eurotiomycetes, Eurotiales, Aspergillaceae. The record is from the annotation of a GenBank genome assembly.
AUGCCGCAAAGAAAUAACGUCGGUUGGUUUGAUGUUGGCAUGCGAGACGAUGAGAGAGUGGCUGUUGGCGAAUAUAGUCGACUCAAGGAAAUAGCGAGCGAACUCGAAAAUCCUCAGAGUCAAUGUCCGAUGCUCUGUGCAUUUCUUGGAAGAAAAAAUAAGGACUAUGCCCUUCAACAGCUUUUCCCUCAGAAUAACAUUAAACGACAUGACUCUGAAGCAAAUAUAAAGCUGCGCUCGGAUAUAGUCUCUUCAAAUUCUGACUGGCCGGUUCUCUUUGCUGAUGGUGAUACCGGACAGGGGAAUCACCCCCCGACGUCUAAGAGACUACAGCCUGCCGCCCGCCCGGUUUGGUGGGAUUGUAAGUCGGGAAAAUCCCUGUUACUGGUAAUCUGGGCUCGUCUCGUUUUUCUGUUUACAGACGUUAUGUGUAUUUUUGUCGAAGACUUUUCGGGCCUGGAUGAGGUAGUAGAAUUCUUGGAGUGCUGUGUCCGACUACAAUCAGCAUCCGUUCUGCCUCACGAUAUCCGGCCACGAAUAAUUCUAGCUUUCCAGGCGACCACGGAACAGGUAUCGUGGGGCAGGCAGAAAGAAAUUUGUCAAAGGCUACAAGACACAGUACAGGGAAGCUUUGAUUCAACCUUCUCCGGUGUUCAUGCGGUUUGGUUGGCCGGUGGCUGGCUCUCUGAGACUGCCCGAUACGAGCCAUUGAGAAGUAUGGUCGCGGCACAACUAGACAGCAUGAGAAUUGUUCGGCAAAGACAUAAUAUCUUGCUCAGUGCCAACAAUUUGAUGGCUUUAUUUCAGACUGCACUUGACCACACUUUACAGGAUAUCGAGCGCCCAUUUGAGCUCAUUAGAGCUACCCGCAUAGGCCGCGAAGUGAGCCCGUGCCUGAUCCCCAACCUGACCCACUAUUUUAAAAUUGGGGCCCAGCCGGAGAAGCGGCUAAAAGACUUAGCGCCGUCUGUUGCGUCAGCGUUAUUUAUGGACCAUUAUACGCCUGAAAUGAUCGGGCUCGAUCCCCGUAUGGUGUUCUGGGCUCUCUAUCGGCCCGCAGUGAUCGAAGCGCUAACUGAAAGCAAAGACUCGUGGACAGAGUUCUGCCCAACAGCUUUCACGGCAAUGAUUGAGUAUCACAUGGAUCUACUCUUUACGCGUUUCUCUAGAGACAUAAUAUCAUCUAUAGAUUUACGGAAAGAGCAAUUGAUAUCCCAAAGUGGGCAGCUGUCCAGUAUCAAGAGCAACAAGAUUUGUUUAUAUUGUCUCUUUCAUUCUGCCCAACACGUGCUGGCAUGCGGUCAUACAGUAUGCGAUCGAUGUGUCCAGGUUUUUGGAACACCUAUGAAAGGGUUCGAGUAUCGCUUCGUUGUGAAAGGAUGUCUCUACUGCCUCUAUCAACGGCCGUUAAUCGCGGACAUCCUACCGCCAACGAUGAGCCCCUCUAUCCUUGCCAUCGACGGUGGGGGUGUGAGAGGGGUUAUUCCCUUGGAAUUUCUUUUCUUGAUUCAAGAAAAUUUAGGAGAUUGCCCAUUACAGGACCUCGUCGAUCUUGCCAUUGGUACAAGUUCAGGGGGUCUGAUAGUUCUUGGACUAUUUCUCAUGCGCUGGGAUGUUCCGCAUUGCGCUAAGACCUUUGACCAAUUGGCAAGCCGAAUUUUCCAACAAAGGCGCCAGUCAACCUUUCCUUGGCCCGCUAGGCAGUCGAUCUUGGGCAAUAUGACAAGGUGGAUACAGUGGCUGCUUCAUGAUAGCUGUUAUGAUUCACAAAUCUUCGACACAGCGCUCAAAGACGCUUUUGGUAAGGAUCGGCGUAUCUUCGGUGUUUCUCCCGAUGAUCCUGUUGGGUCUUUAUAUGCGGGGUCGAAAUUUGGGGUCGUGACUACAAGCAUUUCCAAAGACACAAGCACAUUUGUGAUUGGGAAUUUCAAUCGAUCUCAUAGAUCAUGUGAUGAUUAUGUGCGACCUCAGGACCUCGAACAUGAACCAAAAGCGUGGCAAGCCUAUUUUACCCCUAUAGAGCUUGGAAUCGGUACCUUUCAGGACGGUGGCCUGAAACAUAACUUCGCUGGUGAAAUCGCUAAACAAAUUUCCCAUCAGAUUUGGCCAUACUCUAAAGGGUCUACUCGAAUGCUAUCACUUGGCACUGGAGCUGCGGAGCCUGAAAGCAACCGUUCCACCCCGCAUUUCCGUCAUAUCUUUCGUGACGGAUUUAUGCGCCGGGGAUUCGAUGCGUGGAUGUCUUCUAUGGACACCGAAUGUGAUUGGCGAAAAAUGAAGAGCCGUAUAAACGAAGCAAACCGACCGGAUUAUCAUCGCUUGAAUGUAACGCUUGGGGGGUUGCCUAGCAACGUUGAUGCCGUGGAAUCAAUGGAUGAUUAUCGAGACCUUGUUCUGCUUCAGCCUGGAAGCGCUCGGAUGGCCCGGGAAGCGGCGAUCACCUUCCUAAUUUCUCGAUUUUACUUUGUUCUGAGUGGCGAAGUGGCAGAUAACUCCACCGCACUAACUUGGUGUCGCGGUACUAUACGGUGUAAAGGACCAGCUCGACGCGUGAUCAUGGCUCUCCAGCGGCUCCACCCAAAAGGCCUUAACUACACCUCGGAUUACGGAAUGGUUGGUAUUUUUGCCGGGCUUGAUGGACUAUGUUCAUCUUGUGGAUGCUACAGCCAUCCGAUUGCAUUCCUGGUACGUCAUGUUGACCAGGUAAUCAAUAUAUAUCUCCGCGCAGAUAACAAGAGGCAGUGGAAAAUCAACGGCUUUCCAGAGACUCUAUCAUCACUCAUCGUGAAGCAGGGCUUGAACUCAUCCUUCGGCCAAGCUGAUCAUGGAUACCCGAGCAGAGCACCCUGUAUAACUUGUGAUAUAGCAGAAGAUAGAGUUCGGCCCAAGACUCAAGAUAGGCGGCGCAAGCGCGAUUCGCAAGGUUCUCAGGACAAAAGACGGAAAAGGAUUUUUAACAGCAACACGUUCUACACCAUGGCCCCCAGUCGCUUUGAUCCGCACAGAAAAGACCGAGCGAGAUAUAAUAAGAGGACACAUACGCUGAUUUCCAAGGCGCAUGAGCUAGCGACGCUCUGCAACGCUGAUGUUUAUCUGAUCAUGAGCCAUCCUCGUGGCACAACAGUUUACAACUCAGCCGCAGACCCUAAUUGGCCUCCACCGGAUCGUGCUCUCGAGCUCCAAUUUCCGGAUCUGAAACGAGAAUCCCAAGCCAGUAUGACUGGUCCUGUUACCGACCCCGUUGUUGAAGAUUUGAAACGGCUCUGUGGGUACUUUGCCCUGCGGGAAAAGUUUCUGAACGAGGUAUCCACUGAGGAAUCCGUAAAAUCACCCAGGGUGAGCAAGAUAAUAGCGUGA